This is a messenger RNA of Anolis carolinensis (green anole), 970 nucleotides long. RefSeq names its product NSE1 homolog, SMC5-SMC6 complex component (gene nsmce1). Lineage: Eukaryota; Metazoa; Chordata; Lepidosauria; Squamata; Anolidae. The record is from RefSeq and is a predicted model, not a curated record. The transcript is spliced from 7 exons. Gene Ontology annotation, biological process: double-strand break repair via homologous recombination. Bases 26 to 724 code for a protein of 232 amino acids. Gene Ontology annotation, molecular function: ubiquitin-protein transferase activity. Gene Ontology annotation, cellular component: Smc5-Smc6 complex; nucleus.
GGCCUACACUCCUCCUUCCGCAGCGAUGUUGACGGAGGCGCACCGGCAGCUGCUCCAGGCGCUGAUGGGUCUGGGCGUGGUGGAGGCGGAGCGGGCGCGGAAGCUGCAACGCCUGGCUUGCGAGGCCCACCGGGUGCCUCAGGAGCAGCUAGACACCUUCAUUGGCACCAUCAACAUGCAGCUGAGGCCACUCUCCAUGGAGAUCCGGAAGGGCCUGGCCGAGGAGGACGGGAGGCCCCACUACGCCGUGGUGAACCUGGCAGAGAAUGGGAUCACCCAGCUGGCCAGCGACUAUGCGGAAAAUGAGCUGGAGCUCUUCAAGAAGACGAUGGACCUGAUCCUCUCCUCGGAGAACGGCUUUGCAUCCUCCACGGCCAUUUUGAACCUAGCAGACCAGGUGAAGCCGAAGAAGAUGAAGAAGGUGGAGGCCGAGCAGCUAUUGCAGAGCCUGGUGCAGAGCAAGUGGCUGCAAGAGAAGGAGGGGGAGUACACGCUCUCGAUCCGCAGCAUCUUGGAGCUGGAGCAGUACAUCUUCCGCCAUUACCCGGACAUGGCCCACAAGUGCCACUUCUGCCACAGUCUCUGCAUCCAGAGCCAGAUCUGUGAGGAUUGUGGGACCGCAGUGCACCUACACUGCCUGGCCAGGUACUUCCGCACACAGGCCGAGCCCCGCUGUCCACACUGCAAGCAAUUCUGGCCUCACCGGGUGCCAGCCCAGAGCUGAGCCCACAGGACCCCAGCCGCCAGUGGGAGCCUCAACGAGGGCAGGAGGAGACCCCCAGCCUCAGACGGCUUCAAAGGGCCCAGUUGGAAUAGCCAGGGCAGUUACAGUUGUUGUAAAGUUUGUUGAAAAGGAAUAAGUUUGAAAUAGUGGGCUUUUUUAUAACUUUUGAAUUAAAACAACUUCUUGUAAAGUUUAAAAUAAAACAGUUUAUUAUAAAUUUUCAAAUAAAAAUCUGGUUUGGUUCUC